UGGGCGUUCCCUAGGAACCGAGGCCCGCCCACCCGUUGUGACGUCACGUCCGCUUCCUGCCGCGCUCGCGACCAUUUCCGUUCCUUCUUAAGUGCGGCUUUCGGACUUCUGUGACGUCGGGUGCUCGUGAGGAGAGGGGAAUCCGGGGAACUGCAGCCAUGACUGAGGCUGACGUUAACCCGAAGGCCUAUCCCCUCGCAGAUGCGCACCUCACCAAGAAGCUGCUGGACCUUGUUCAGCAGUCAUGCAACUACAAGCAGCUCCGGAAAGGAGCCAACGAGGCCACCAAGACCCUCAACAGGGGCAUCUCUGAGUUCAUUGUGAUGGCUGCAGACGCGGAGCCCCUGGAGAUCAUCCUGCACCUCCCGCUGCUGUGUGAAGACAAGAAUGUGCCCUAUGUGUUCGUGCGCUCCAAGCAGGCGCUGGGGCGGGCCUGUGGGGUCUCCAGGCCGGUUAUUGCCUGUUCUGUCACCAUCAAAGAAGGCUCUCAGCUGAAGCAGCAGAUCCAGUCCAUCCAGCAGUCUAUUGAACGGCUCUUGGUCUAAGCCUCUGGCCUCUGCCCUGCUCUCCCUGCUACUCCACCUCCAAAGUUGUGUAUCAUAUUAUCUGUGUUAGCAUGUAGUAUUUUCAAUAGCUUCAUUAUAAAUAUUGUCUAAAUCUGGUUUCUGGGUUUUGUAUUGUUUUGUGUUAUGGGGUGGUUUUUCCCUAUCUCCCCUUCCACCCUCCCUGCCAUCCUUUUAUCCUCCCCAUUGAAAAAUGAGCUAAUGCCCAGAACACAGAGAAGCAGAGUGGUGGCACCAUUUAAAGGCAGGAAGAGGCAGGAGAGACCUGACCAAGAUGGAGAUCUGGUGGCCCUGCUGUGUGCGGGGGACGAUGGGAGCCAACACCAGCCACUUGAGCCUCUUGUGUCUGGCAUGCAGAAUAGCUGCAUGUGACCAUGGCUGAGGAAUUGUCUUUGCUUGCUAGAGGAUUCCAUACCGUCUGCCAUGAUUUUACUGGGCUGGUGUCCAAGAGCCCCUUACUAAUGUACCCCUGGGUGCUUCUGACUGUGUGAUGUGUUCACAGGCCAGCCCCAUCUGUGCCCCUAGCCCGAGGGUGGGUGGCAGAGCAGCACACCACAGGGAUGGGCUGAGGAUUCUAGCCUGUUGACCUGGGUCUUGAGUCAGGAGGGUCAAGGGCGGCAGAAUCUGCUGAUGCUGGGGUGGAGGGUUUGGGGAAAUCAUAGGGACCUGGCUGGAAGCCAUGGCAGAGACAGCACAACCAGGAAGCCCCUCUGGUGAAUGAAGAUUUAUUGCCUCAGUGGCCACUUGGACCAGCUCUGGGAGCCCACACCUCUGUUUCCUGCCAGUGUGUGUCAAGUGUAUUCUUCACUUCAUGAGGAGAGUCCUAAUGUGUCAUUCACUUUUGAACAUUUUAAUAAAUCUCUUCAAACUCCA
Heterocephalus glaber (naked mole-rat) is the source of this 1436-nucleotide messenger RNA. RefSeq names its product small nuclear ribonucleoprotein 13 (gene Snu13). Gene Ontology annotation, molecular function: RNA binding. Gene Ontology annotation, cellular component: ribonucleoprotein complex; nucleolus. The record is from RefSeq and is a predicted model, not a curated record. Gene Ontology annotation, biological process: ribosome biogenesis. Lineage: Eukaryota; Metazoa; Chordata; Mammalia; Rodentia; Bathyergidae.